CCCGCCCCGCCCCAACGGGAAGGGGGUCCUUGGCGCGGCGUCCGUCCCCAGUGGGAAAGACAGACCAGUGGCGACCUCUACGUGGGUUCCUCUAACGUGGAAAUUUUAGGAAGACGUGACUUUCAAGCUGAUUAUGAAAACAUUUAUCAUUGGAAUCGGUGGUGUGACAAAUGGUGGCAAGACAACGCUGGCUAAGAAUUUGCAGAAGCACCUCCAAAACUGCAGUGUCAUAUCUCAAGAUGAUUUCUUUAAGCCAGUGUCUGAGAUAGAGACAGACAAAAACGGAUUUUUGCAGUAUGAUGUGCUUGAAGCGCUUAACAUGGAAAAAAUGAUGUCAGCCAUUUCCUGCUGGAUGGAAAGCGCAAGACACUCUCUGCUGUCAACUGACUGGGAAAGUGCUGAGGAAAUUCCCAUCUUAAUCAUUGAAGGUUUCCUUCUCUUUAACUAUAAACCCCUUGACACUAUAUGGAAUAGAAGCUACUUUCUGACUGUUCCGUAUGAAGAAUGCAAAAGGAGGAGGAGUACAAGGGUCUAUGAGCCGCCAGACCCUCCAGGGUACUUUGACGGCCACGUGUGGCCCAUGUAUCUGAAGCACAAAAGAGAAAUCGAGGACAUCACGUGGGAAAUUGUUUACCUAGAUGGAACCAAAUCUGAAGAGGACCUCUUUUCACAAGUGUAUGAAGAUCUAAUACACGAACUGGCAAAGCAAAAGUGUAAGUAUUGUCCUAUCAAAGUGGAUGGUAGAGGAGGAAUUAGCAUAUGUUACAGAACACUCACGUAAGAGGGAUUUUAUUUAUUCAUUCAUUCAUUUAUUGAUUGCUUUGAAGAGAAUUCAGAAUCAGAGAUACUGUAUAGGCUGGGGGACUUGGUUA
Trichechus manatus latirostris (Florida manatee) is the source of this 872-nucleotide messenger RNA. It is a transcript of the gene NMRK1, whose product is annotated as nicotinamide riboside kinase 1. Gene Ontology annotation, cellular component: cytoplasm. The record is from RefSeq and is a predicted model, not a curated record. Gene Ontology annotation, molecular function: ribosylnicotinamide kinase activity. NCBI's taxonomy places the organism in Eukaryota, Metazoa, Chordata, Mammalia, Sirenia, Trichechidae. The transcript is spliced from 8 exons. Bases 134 to 781 code for a protein of 215 amino acids.